AUGCCACCGCCGCGACUUCCUCGACAUCUGCGGCCAUGUCACCCUCUAGGGACUGCGAUCCAGGUCCGUUGCGCCCACAAGACGGCCCGCACCGCACUCUCGACCGACGGCGAUGAGCCCCCGCAGUCCACGACUGGCCAGAGCAGCGAUGGGAGUACCAAUGCCUCGUAUAGUUCGACUGACUCAAAUACGGAGGCAUCGACCGAGAGGAGGUCAUGGUGGAGCGUGGCAUUGGGCAAAGUCACUUCAUUGACCUCCGAGCCAGCAUCAACCGAACCACAUCCCCCUGCACCAGAUACACCGUCCACACCUGCGCCCAAUUCUAUAAAGAAUAAGCAAGAUUCUCCAGUGGAAACUGUGCCAGCAUCCACCAAGCCGCAUCCUCCUGCACUCGGUACACCGUCUACACCUGCGCCCGAGGCUAUCAAGGAUGAGCAAGAUAUUCCAGUGGGAAGUGUGUCAGGGAUCAAGCAAGCGUUAGUUAGAAGAUUGGUAGUCUCAGACGAGAAAAGCCCGCCGCAAUCACAGCGCUCCAAAGCCCACUCACGGAAGGGCAAGAAGGAUGACAAGGUCGAAACAGAUGGCCAAGAUGUCUCCAAUUCACCCAUAAGAAAAGUCCGUAGUAUCUCGCAUACACACAGCAUUACGCCCAUGCCCCCCAUGUCGCCCAUGUCGCCUAGUAGAGAUCUGCAUGGUCAACAGUGUCACAUUGCAGAACAAGAAGGGGGAAAAGAGGAGACGUCUGCAAGACACAACCCGGAGCCUGCCCCAGAUUCUUUAAGGGAAGAAGUCACAAGUAUACAACGGGAGCUCCAACGGCUGUCUGGGGUUGUCAAGGCUCUUCAAGUUGCACUGGAGGCGAAAUUAACAGCGGAGACUCCUUCUACGUCGGCCACAGGUCGUGACAUUCGAAGCACAGAAUCUAGCGAACCCUCGGAAAAGGAACGACUACCAGAACCAGUCUCAUCGUCUCCGACUGCUGUACAGGUCGCACCCUCGGCCAAGGAUCUUCCAGCUCCCCGAGAACCACAAGAGGCCGUCAUCAUGGAACAGCGUCAGGAUAUCCAACAAAUUUAUGAAGCAUCCUUCAGGACUCAUAAGCGCUGGAUGAGUAUCCUGGGGACAACAGCAGAGUAUCUUGUAGAUAUGCCGCCUAAAGCUGUGGUUUCCCUGGUAUCUUUUGUUCUGCGGAGUAUCAUUGCGCUUGAGCGGAAUACUGUUCGUGAUGAAGGUACUGGCCGGAUGGCCGUGUUUGGCCAUCCGCACAGACGAGCCACACGAACGCUUGCCACCAAACUCAUACCAAGAAACAUCCCUGAUGCUCUUCUAGUCGGCGAGACUACAUAUCGUAAUACAACUACUGAACUGACAGACACCGCUAAUUUGCUCGACGAAAUGCAGGCUCCUCUGGUGGCAUCGAUCGCGACGCAUGUACACAAUCGCCUACGUGUGAUAGCUGAGAAUGCAGUACUGGAGGAUGACAUCCGGGUGUGCAACGUAAUGGAGAACUAUCGAGACCUGAACGUUUUGUAUGCGGAAGCCAGGCACUCGCCUACAUUGAGCCAGCAACCGGGCUUGAUCCUGAGAUUGGAGAAGUUACUCGCAAAACGAAAAGUCCAGGAGUUUCAUCGCUCACUGGGUUUCUUGAAAAAAGAUGUGACGCGCAUUGAGACUGCCCGGAAGACAAGACAAGCGAAGCAUACUGAGGUGAGGACUGUCGACAAAAAAGUCUCGAAAACAGUUCCAGAUCGCGGCGGUCUGCGCAUCGUGAAGCUAGACAAUGAAAGUCGCGAGGGUCCAGACGAUUCGAUCAAAAAUGCAGAGAGCACCGACCGAGGUGCUGUACAAAAGAAGGACUAUGGAAGCGGGUUAGAAGGUCAGAUACAUAAACGCUCGCGCUCAUUGCAGCCCUCGGAUAAUCUCAAAACCAAACCUCAAGAUGGUGGCAAUGCACCCAAUGUCUCGUCUAAACCGGCAGGGAGUAGCGACGAGUUGAGUGAACAAAGUCUCCUUGAGGAGUUGUUCCCGGAAGCGAACAGUACUGCAGAACCUCAAUACAAGGAAGAAAGAGACCAUCCCAGAAUCGAACCUCCGACGAACCCUAUUCUUCGUCCUUCGUUUGUCGGGCGGACCCAAACGCUCAGAGAGAAAGUUGUCGAAUCGUUUCAGAAGCAAGGAGAACAGAUUACUGCUCUCCAACUUACAAAUUGUAGCACCCAGCUAACGGAAGCCGAUUUCCGUCGUGUAGUCCCCAAGGGCAAGCACAUUGAAGGCUGGCGCCGGGACGGCGACUUCCUCAAGGUCAUCCCUGGCCGCGACCCAUUGAGUCUGGAGCGCUUACCUUUCUACUAUCUCCUCUUCAAGAACGCCGAAGCUGCGGUUGCAUACCAAAAGAAUAUUUCUCGGUUACACAAACUGAGCGCCCUCCACCAACCCGCAAACAUCUUCUCCGCCAUUCCGCCGCCCACUGGCUUCCUCGAAAAGGGCGAAGACAUCUCGGCCGCUAUAUCAUCCUACAACCUCCUACCCACGCACCAUCCACUCAGCCUCAACGUCCUUAUGCAACCAUACAACCCUCAUCUCCGCGCUCUCAUAGAGCGGGGUGGCUACCAACCCAUCGCCCCCUCAGUCGACGAGAACGGCAAGCCCAUCUGGAGAGUGCUGAUGCACAUUGAAGGCUACGAGCCCAGACCCUCUGACCUUUUCAAAAUUCUCGUUCACGACGCAUACAUGCACGGCAUGAUCCUCCCCCUCCGCAACGAAUCCAGAUCGUCGAUCCACCGCGUCCGCGACAUGAUCAACCUGCGCAUGUCCUCCAAGCCCAUCUCUUCAAGUCGGCCGCGCGCUUACGGUACCUUUGAGCCCACGGAUUCGCAGCUCGACAAGCCCACGCAGGAAAUGACGUUUGAUGACCCUGCUAUCCAGAAGAUGAUGGAGGGUGCCGGCGAAGAUGGUAACCCUCAGCAAGUGAACCAGCUUAUCAUGAACCGUGUGUAUAAUCGAUGGAUACUCGACUUUGAGGAUGAGGAUACUGCGAGGAGGUGGAGUGCGAUUUGGCAUCGCAAGGUGCUGCCUGAUUUGAGUGAUAAGAAGGGGGCGUGGAAGGAGACGGAGGAGGAGAGGAUUUGUAAUACAGAGGUGCUUUGGUGA
This is a messenger RNA of Pyrenophora tritici-repentis Pt-1C-BFP, 3150 nucleotides long. RefSeq names its product AF-4 multi-domain protein. The record is from RefSeq and is a predicted model, not a curated record. Lineage: Eukaryota; Fungi; Ascomycota; Dothideomycetes; Pleosporales; Pleosporaceae.